AUGUAUCCCUUCAUUAUCUUCCUCCUCUUAUUCCCUUCUCUCUUCAACUCCCAACCCACAAGUUCAAUCCUCCCUCCGGCUCCGGCUCCGGCUCCGACUACCCACGACCCGACCCAAUUCAACCUCACGCGCUUGCUUUCCACUGCCGGCUGCACAGCCUUCGCCCAAUCACUCGCCAAUUCCACUGCCCAAAAGGCCUUUAACGACGUCGUACAAGGCGGCUUGACGGUCUUCUGCCCAAGCGACGUCGUUUGGGACAACUUUUCAUCCAAAUUCAAAAACCUGACUCUUCCCGCCAAAACCUCGCUUCUCGAAUUCCACGCCGUUCCGAUUUACAUGCCGUUGCCGGUUCUCAAGUCCAAUAACGGCGUCACCAACACCUUGGCCACCGACGGCGCCGAUAAAUUUGAUUUCACGGUGCAGAAUGACGGCCAGGAUGUAACGAUUUUGACCAGCGUUGUGACGGCUAAGGUCGGUGGGACUGGUUUCGAUGAAGCUCCGUUGGCUAUUUUCUUGGUUGAUUCUGUUUUGGAACCGGAUGAGUUGUUUACUGUCCAUGCGGUGGCGCCGGCGUCGGCCAAGGUCAAGAGUCGGUCGGAUAUGGGGUCGUCUCCGCCGUCCGCGGAAUCUCCUGAUUACUCUCCGGCGGAUCAUGACGGCGACGGCGAUGGAAACUCUGCCGUUAGAGUUGAUGGUGGGGAGUUUUAUCUGGCGGCUGUAGUUUUGACUACCUGGAUGGGAUUUUUACCGCUGUAA
This is a messenger RNA of Cucurbita pepo subsp. pepo (vegetable marrow), 756 nucleotides long. Its product is annotated as fasciclin-like arabinogalactan protein 2. The record is from RefSeq and is a predicted model, not a curated record. Gene Ontology annotation, cellular component: plasma membrane. Gene Ontology annotation, biological process: plant-type secondary cell wall biogenesis. Lineage: Eukaryota; Viridiplantae; Streptophyta; Magnoliopsida; Cucurbitales; Cucurbitaceae.